AUUGAUCUCAGCCUCUAUGACCAAGUAAGACUCUUGGAGAGCUGCUGGAUGGAAGUUUUAAUGGUUGGUUUGAUGUGGAGAUCAAUCGACCAUCCUGGGAAACUAAUUUUUGCACCAGACCUUGUACUAGACAGGGACGAAGGGAAAUGCGUAGAGGGAAUUUUGGAGAUCUUUGAUAUGCUCCUGGCCAUGACCUCGAGGUUCCGAGAGCUGAAACUGCAGCACAAGGAGUAUCUGUGUGUCAAGGCAAUGAUCCUCCUCAAUUCCAGCAUGUUUCCCCUGUCAGCAGAAGAACCUGAAAGCAACAGGAAACUGCAUCACCUGCUUAAUGUAGUCACAGAUGCUUUGGUGUGGGUUAUUGCAAAGAGUGGAAUCCCCUCGCAGCAGCAGACAACUCGUCUGGCCAAUUUGUUGAUGCUCCUCUCUCACGUCAGACACGCAAGUAACAAGGGAAUGGAGCAUCUCCUCAGCAUGAAGUGUAAAAACGUGGUCCCCGUGUAUGACUUGCUGCUGGAGAUGUUGAACGCGCACACGCUCCGAGGGCAAAGGAAGUCCCCGGUCACACAUCCCGAAUUUGGCCCGUUAGAACAAAUGGAGACUGGAGACAGUCUGCGAAACGGGGCAGCCCAGUAAUUCUGUCAAACCUGGAAAUGUGAAGUUUGUUCAAAGCUACAGGAGAAAACUGUGAUGGGACUGCUGACACGUGACCUGGUGCGAGUCCUCAUCGCUUCUAGAUUUGCACACGCGUUAUCUCGGGAAAGGCUUGUGGGACACACACCUCUGUGUUUCUGACAUGAUAAUAGCUGCACUUUUAUAGUGCCUUUUCUGAGACUCUUCAAAAGCACCUUAUGAAAUGAAGCCUCAGAACAGUACUGCGAGACAGGGAAUUACUGCCUCUCCUUUUUUAGAGGCGGGUGAACCGAGACAGGGGGAUAAAGGGCCUGGUUUGAGAUGACAGAAGAAAUCUGUGUCAGGGCUAGGAGUGAGCACCUAGGUCUCCAUCUCCCAGACCAAGGCUUUUAAGCUCUGACUAGACAAUCUCCUCUUUCAGUGUGAGAUUGUGUGAGAUGUAGAGCAGCACCAUUUGGGCCAGAUCCACUUACCUGUGUGUGCU
Molecule: messenger RNA, 1114 nt
Organism: Leptosomus discolor (cuckoo roller)
Lineage: Eukaryota; Metazoa; Chordata; Aves; Leptosomiformes; Leptosomidae
Source: RefSeq, a predicted model, not a curated record